GGCGCCGGCCGGCGUUUCCGCAAACAGAAUCGUGGAUGACUGUGUGGUGUUGUUGCAUGAAGUUUUGCUGUCAGUUCAAGUAACCAGAAAUGGAAAGUUCUGCAAAAGCAGAGAAAUAUGAAAAGAUGUCUUUUGAAAAGACAAAAGUGUCUAUAGAUUCUGAAACAGAAUCUCUUUCAAGCGUUAAUGAAAGCAUCACUGCAUCUGGGCAGAGGCUUUCCGAAAAGACUCCUACAUGCCAGCAAGUAGAUCAACCAAAACUGAGCAAAGAGUGUGAAGAUUUUCUUGCAGAGCAAAAUUCAAGGCACGUGGAAGACUCUUCAUCCAAGAAAAGAAAAUUUGAUGUUGAAAUCAUCUUAGAGGAAAAACGCUCUGAUGAUGGAAAUGUUUCAGAGAAAAGAAAGCUGGAAAGGGGUGACGUUUGUGAAGAUGAGCCUUCUUCUGGAAGGGUCACCCAACCCGAGGACGUUGGAAAAAAACGGAGGAAGCUGGAGGAAGGACACAGCUCUACCGUGGCUGCCCACUAUAAUGAACUUCAGGAAGUUGGCUUGGAGAAGCGUAGUCAAAGUCGAAUUUUUUACCUAAGAAACUUUAAUAAUUGGAUUAAAAGCAUUCUUAUUGGGGAAUUUUUAGAAAAGGUACGACAAAGAAAAAGUCGUGACAUCACUGUUCUGGACCUGGGAUGUGGAAAAGGUGGAGAUUUGCUCAAGUGGAGGAAGGGGAGAAUUGGCAGGCUAGUAUGUGCUGAUAUUGCUGAUGUUUCUAUGAAACAAUGUCAGCAGCGUUAUGAAGACAUGAAAUGUCGUCGUGAUAGUGAGAAUAUUUUUAGUGCAGAAUUUAUAACUGCUGACUGUUCAAAGGAACUUUUGGUUGAAAAAUUCCAUGAUCCAGAAAUGUACUUUGAUAUCUGCAGCUGUCAGUUUGCUUGUCAUUAUUCCUUUGAGUCCUUGGAGCAAGCUGAUAUGAUGCUUAGAAAUGCUUGUGGAAGGCUUAGCCCUGGGGGCUACUUUAUUGGUACUACUCCCAAUAGCUUCGAGCUGAUAAGACGCCUUGAAGCUUCAGAAACAGAAUCAUUUGGAAAUGAAAUAUACACUGUGAAAUUCCAGAAGAAAGGAAAUUAUCCUUUAUUUGGCUGCAAAUAUGACUUCAACUUGGAAGGUGUUGUGGAUGUUCCUGAAUUCUUGGUCUAUUUUCCAUUGCUAACUGAAAUGGCAAAGAAGUAUAAUAUGAAGCUCAUCUAUAAAAAAACAUUUCUGGAAUUCUAUGAAGAAAAAAUCAAGAACGGUGAAAACAAAAUGCUCUUAAAACGAAUGCAGGCCCUGGAGACAUACCCUGCAAAUGAGAACUGUAAACUUGCCUCUGAGAAGGUGGGUGACUACGUGCAUGCAGCAGAGUACAUGAAGAACAGUCAAGUGAGGCUGCCUCUGGGAACCUUAAGUAAAUCAGAAUGGGAAGCUACAAGUAUCUACUUGGUUUUUGCCUUUGAGAAACAGCAUUGAGCAAGUUGCCUCAGAGCAGCACUCCAUCCUUCCACAGGAACAAACCAUCUCAGAUACGUUUGAGAACUGUUUGUGUAUUUUAAUAGUAAGUUCUAAGUGUGUAGGAUGCUGCCAAAAAGUCUGGUGUAUAAAAUUGAUAUUUACUGUCUGUGACAGGUUAGCAUUGUGUGUGUAUAUAAGAAUGCUUCAUCUUUAAGAUCUAUUUUUAAGUAAUAUUUUAAGAAUUGUUUCUCUCUAUUGUCAAAGACUAUAACAAGGCGUGUCAGAGCACUGACCUUUCCACAGUGCUAUGAUUUGCUGAGUGUGUUUACAGAGCUGACUUUACAACUCUAGAAUUGGCAAAGAACGCUGGUUUGCCACCAUGCACUCAUUUCAAGUUGUGUUACAGUGUUUUUCAAGAUUAAAUGGUUUGUGUUCUAUGCAUUUGAAUGUAAGUGUUCAUUACAUAUUGCUAAAGUUAUAAGAUUAAAAUUUGAUUUUAGAUUGUCAUAAGAGCUACCUGGCUAGAUUUUGACAGUCUUUCAAUAAAAUAACUAUUUGCUAAUACCCUGCAAUUAUGUGACUCUAUAGAAAAUUUUAGGUGGCAGCAUAGAGUUAUUGUGGAAUGGUUGAUAUUCUCUUAAGAAUUUCUUACCAUAACAAUUAUAUACUCCAACUAUUGCGGUUGUAAUUAAGGUAUGUUUAACUUUCUUCAUUGGACAGUGAUUCAGUGGUUAGAUAUUCUUAAGAUUUGCCAUGUCAUUCUGUCACAUAAUGUCUUCAAAUGUCUACAUGCAAGUGCAACGGGAGUAGCAUGUAAGAUCGACUUCUGAUGCCUCUUUACUAACAAGAGACCUCAGUUACUAAGGCUUUGUCCUUCUUGGUCUCAAACAAGCAACACAUACUCUUAAAACAUUGGUACUUCACACAGCAGGGCCCACUGUCUAAUUGUCUCUUGAAACAGUCACUUGUUGUGGCACUGAUGUGGUCAGCAUGGCUGCCUUCCAAGUGUUUACAUGCUGUCUCACAACCAUCAUAAUUGUCAUUGUCAAUUAUAGAAUUGACUUCUAGAACUGAUGCCCAUGUAAACUGCUUUCUUACAUUUAAGCAACUUGCUAGCCUUUAGAUGUAUCAGGAAACAUGAGAGCAAAUAUGAUUAUAUAUUUGUUUAAAAUUCAUUUACUUAGAGGACAAUUUACAAAGAUGCUACUUUCUAUAAAAAUCUGUAGUACUUCCUCUAAAAGUAGGCUUAGCACCAGAGAGAUGGCUCAGCAGUUAAUAGCCUUGGCUGCUCUUGCAGAAGACCUAGGUUCAGUUGCUAUCAUCUACAUGGCAGCUUACAGUCAUCUGUAACUAGUUCCAGGGGCUCUGCAUCAUCUUUUAGCCUCCCUGGACACCAGGCAUGCACAUAGUGCAGGCAGAACACUCACACAUGUAAAAUAAAAAUAAUUGUUUAAAAAAUUAAAAGCAUAAUCUCAGUUCAUGUAUAAUCACUGUUCUUAGUAUGAGAGGGUAAGUCAGGUCCUGGUGCAUGGGUUGGGGUUGGGGGAGAAAAGUUCUUGCUCUUAGAAAUUUAAAAUCAUUUUAUUCCUGAGGAAGGUACCAUUAAGUAUGAUGGUUUGGCAGGUAGAGAAAGCUUUGUCACAAUUCAUGAUCUUAGUUAAUAGGUGAUACAUCAAUUUUUAGUCUCUUUCUGCCGUUUCCAUUCCAUUCCAUGGGUUGUUUUUAGGAGAGAAGAAUUCCUCAAAGGGUGGAGUAAUUGAUGGCUAUCCCAAACAACAAGAAGAGAAAUGUGGAGUUCCCAGGCCCUUUCCUGAGGAAUCGGAGAGAACUGGAUGGGGUCUGAGAUGGGCUCUAGUCAUUACACCUACUGUCAAAGACGUAGGAGAGUUCCCAUGAUGCCACAGUACAGGAAACAGUUCAAGCAGCUGCCUUUUUUCUUUUGUGUUGUCCUUAUCUGUUGAGCCUCUACUCCUCCACUGCUUCUUGCUGAAAUUAAAUGACUCGGGUUGUAGUCUUGAGGACAAGAAUGGGAAGGUGGCCUUUUCCGUUGUUUCUUUCAUCAGAUGAGACUUUUCCAGCAUUCUUGGAACAUAAAUGUUUAAUUUUGUCAGGACUUGUAGUAUCUGAUGAGAAAGGUAUGGCUUUUCAUUGUAGGAUCCAAGAAGAGUCCCUUAUCUUGGGCUUGGUGAUGAAAAUGGAUCAGACGAGCUGUCCCAAUGCUGCCAGGCCUGCACACACUGUACCCUCAAAGGUUGAGUUUCAAAAUGAAGAGCAAGGGCUGGAGACAUGGCCCAGGGGUUAAGAGUACUUGCAACUCUUCUGAGGACUGGAGUUUGGUUCCCAGCAUGUACAUUCAGACACCCACACAUAAAUAAAAAUAAAUCUUUGCAAUGAAGAUCACGUAGGCCAUUUGUGAGAAUGACACAACUCGAACUAGAGAUAGUUGGCUUGGGGACAAAGCUUCACUGUAUUAUGACCUAGAAUGCUGACAUGGAAUUGCUUGGGCCUAGAAUUUACUCAGGGAACUUCCGUUCCAGUGUAUCCAGUGCUGAUGGGGAGAAGCUAAGGGGUUAUCAGUCCCUCCCCAUCCUUCUGGUGUCCUAACCUGCACAGAGAGCCUCAAGCUGGCUCACACACCACUUCAGUGCCCCUGAGCACUUUAGAGACUUUUGUCAGUAAGAGAAGGCUGUGACUGAGUAGAGUUCUUUAAUGAUUAAUGGACCUGUGUGAUGACUGAAUGGCAGAGAGGACACAGACUUUUUCGAAGACCAAAGCCACAUUAACAGACCCACUUUGCGGUAGGCUUUCACUCCUGGAGUUGCAUACUUCUGGGUGUAACAGGUGGUCCUGCAGCUUGGGGUGAUAGUGAUUGAGGCACCUUAACUUGGGUGUAGUAAUUCCUGGGUAAAGUGCUCUAGUAAUUAAGGUGCCCUGGCAGAGACAGAGAUAGACUGUUCUUCAUAGUGUGGAGACCUGGUCCUCCAACCUUACUGUGUGGAUGAAUUGGCACAAUAGAGUCUCUUUAAGAUAUGGAAAUACUGCUUUAGUGUGAAUUAAGCCAGCAGGCCGAAUGUGGAUUUGCUUGUUUAACCUCUGUUAAAGUAUUGUAUCUAUAUAGGCAAUCAGGGAUUCCGCACAGACAAAACAUACAUGAAUUCAUAAGCCAGAAGCUGGAAGUUCUCUUUGACGACUGUGAUCUGUAACCAUCACCCAUUUCCAAGCAAAACCUUUUUCAUCUGGCUUGGAAUAUUAUGUGAAUGAAAUUAAAAGUACAUUCUUUGGCUUUCACUUGGCAAUGUUCAAACUCAAUAGUAGUACAUUGUUCAUUCUCAUGAUUGUACAGUAUUUCAUUGUGUGAAUAAACAACAUUAUCCAGU
Psammomys obesus (fat sand rat) is the source of this 4858-nucleotide messenger RNA. RefSeq names its product RNA guanine-7 methyltransferase (gene Rnmt). Gene Ontology annotation, cellular component: nucleus. Gene Ontology annotation, biological process: 7-methylguanosine mRNA capping. The coding region runs from base 90 to 1499 and encodes 469 amino acids. The transcript has 11 exons. Gene Ontology annotation, molecular function: mRNA 5'-cap (guanine-N7-)-methyltransferase activity. NCBI's taxonomy places the organism in Eukaryota, Metazoa, Chordata, Mammalia, Rodentia, Muridae. The record is from RefSeq and is a predicted model, not a curated record.